Meloidogyne enterolobii is the source of this 198-nucleotide messenger RNA. The record is from the annotation of a GenBank genome assembly. NCBI's taxonomy places the organism in Eukaryota, Metazoa, Nematoda, Chromadorea, Rhabditida, Meloidogynidae.
AUGUUUAGAGAAUUUGAUCUUAAUGGGGAUGGAUAUAUACAAAAAGAUGAAUUACGUUCAGUUAUGAUUAAAAUGGGUCAAUCACCAACAGAAGAAGAAUUGAAUGCAAUGUUUGAUGCUGCCGAUGCUGAUAAAGAUGGAAAUAUAGAUUUUGAUGGUAAAUUUAAAAAAUAUGUGGGCAUUAAAGUAAUUACAUAG